Molecule: messenger RNA, 1439 nt
Organism: Scleropages formosus (Asian bonytongue)
Lineage: Eukaryota; Metazoa; Chordata; Actinopteri; Osteoglossiformes; Osteoglossidae
Gene: spata22
Product: spermatogenesis associated 22
Exons: 8
Coding region: 369-1439 (356 amino acids)
Biological process (GO): homologous chromosome pairing at meiosis; meiotic DNA repair synthesis; gamete generation
Source: RefSeq, a predicted model, not a curated record
UGUUCUGCUCCCUCCAUGGCGGCGCAGCGCGGGUCUGGGGACGGAGCCCUGCCUGGGGUUACCCCAUGACGAACUGGCGUCCCCCCCGGGGACCCCGCUUGGGACGAGCGGCUUCAAACAGUCACUGUGUGUGUAUACGAAAACACGAAGUAUUCAGAUAUAAACUUACCUAGCUCCGUGAAAUAAAUUCUGUCAAUAUAUAAAAACUCAAACUUAAAUUACUAUGCAUUGAAUUUUAUCCCCGCCGUCUCGCGCUCGCCAAGUCGCGAGCUUGCAGGGGCGCAAAGCUCGUCGACGUCGUGGAGGCCUUCGAGUCAAGAAAUUGCUGGAGUGAAUAUUUUCAAAGCGGCGAGUGUUGUACUGAAAGAAUGAUGAAAAGAAAUGCGAGUGAAACCGUAUGCAGAGCCACUCCAGGUACCCUGUCUGUGCCACUGUUUAAUCAGAAGAGACCAAGCAGGUUACCUCUGACCUCAAAACCCUCAGAGAAUGAAUUUGACUUGAGUAGUGACUAUCCUUUUGCACACAGCUUUCAUUUAACCUCUAUGUCAUCAGGUAAUACUGGAUAUUCCAAAGUGCAUGCAGUGGGCCAUUUAGUGUCUGUGACCCAGAAUAAUCAGUGGAAUAGGCAUGAAUAUCCGAGGAGCAAGCAUCUGGAGAGCUCUGGACAAAGAGGCCUUGCACCCAUUCCACAUUUACAGGGGCCUGUGAAUACUGGGACACAAACAGUAAAGCCAUUGUGGGAGGACUGCAGUGGACCUUCAAGCACUACACCCAAUAGUUUUUUCAGCAAUGAAUGUAUUCAGGGAAGUGUGAAACCUUUGGAAGCCUAUCUGCAAAAUGAUCAGCUUCACAGACAGUCAAAUCUUCCACUGGACAUCCUUUCAAAAAAACAAAAACCAAAUCCACUUGUACUUGGCAGUCAGCAGCAGAACUCUGGAUGGCGCUUUAAAUCCACCUCCCAGUCCAGCCUGUUUAAAGAGGAUCAUCUGAAAGAGAUCAACCACAAAACUCUUCUGCAGCUAAAGAAACCAGAGCUUUCUAUGAAACCAGUAGUGGAAAAUUCCUUGCGGAUCUUGACAGCAACCAUUGAAGGAAUGAAACAUUGGAGCCAGUACAAGGACAGAAUGCAUAUCCUAUUUGAGGUGUUUGGAGUCCUCGACUCUGCUGUCACAAUUGGAAGCCACGGUGCAAAGAACUUUCUCCUGAGAGAUAGCCGGGAUUUUGUACAGUGUGUUUUCUAUGAAACUGAUGUAGAACUUCCACGUCUCAUCCGAGGUCACGUACACCGCUGUGUGGGUAACUGUGACCACAGGAGAGGGCUGCUCACGUGCAUGUCCAUUCGGCACGCUACUCCCUCAGAGCAGAAGACUGCCCAGGAAGCUGUGAGAGCAUCUGAUGCAGAGAUGCGGAGGAUGGUCAGGGUAUUCAGUGAAGUUUGA